UGUACGUUCGAUUAAUUUUCAGUCGUUUCGCAUACUUUAAGGUUGUUCGUAGUCAAUUAUCGCUCCCAUUAAACGGUUGAUUAAGCCAAAGAAGCUUACAUACAUACAUAUAUACAUAAUAUUUGAUAACGUUCGUGUUGUGAUCAUGCCAAAUAAACAAAACAAAUUAACAAAAAACUUUUCUAAAUCAAUUUCACUUUUCGUUAGCAUUUUAAGUGUAUUACCGUUAUUAACAACAGCUGAUUCCUUUACGUGGGGUCAUAUCAAUAAAUAUGCCUCACCAAUAUAUGACGAAGAAAUCAAACUUACUGAUAACACGAAGUCAAUUACGAUUACAUAUCCACAGGAGGGUCUCACCAACGACUACACGAUAAUCGCAAUGCAUGCAUACGCUGUAGAAACCCCAUCGACCAUGACAACGGAGGCGAAACAUGUCGCACACAUUAACAACUCUGCAGAUGUUGAGGUUUUACGCGGUGGAAUCGGUUUUAAUUAUACGACAAUACGAUUUCAAACGCCAACGCUCGCUUAUCACCAAUCAACUGCAGACAGAAUUAGCGUUGCAGAUGACCGUGAAGGUGGUCGAGGCAGUGAGGCGGGGCGUGGCAAUAAUUUACGCGCACACUAUCAGCUCGUUAUUUAUGGUGUUGAUUUAUAGUUCUACUAUUAUUGUGAAAAUA
Ceratitis capitata (Mediterranean fruit fly) is the source of this 680-nucleotide messenger RNA. RefSeq lists its product as uncharacterized. The transcript has 2 exons. Lineage: Eukaryota; Metazoa; Arthropoda; Insecta; Diptera; Tephritidae. The record is from RefSeq and is a predicted model, not a curated record. The coding region runs from base 146 to 658 and encodes 170 amino acids.